UGUUUCAGGGAAGGUUAUCUGUCCAGUUGCUGUUGGGCAGUAACUACUUGUAUAAGUUGUUUGCUAGUUGAGCUGGUAGUCAAGAGAAUGUCUGGAGAUGUCAAAUGAUUCUAUCAGAACUUGGUUUUCUUCAAUAAUCCUCCGUCUGUCACUUUGAGUCAACUCCUGGAAGUGAUGAGCUGGCAGUUUUCAUCCUAUGUUGGUCGUGGCCUUAAUUCAGACCAGCUCAAUAUGCUGGCAGAGAAGCUCACAGUUCAGUCUAACUACAGUGAUGGUCACCUCACCUGGGCCAAGUUCUGCAAGGAACACUUGCCUGGCAAACCGUUUACCUUCUGGACCUGGCUUGAAGCAAUAUUGGACCUAAUUAAAAAACACAUUCUUCCCCUCUGGAUUGAUGGGUAUGUUAUGGGCUUUGUUAGCAAAGAGAAGGAACGGCUUCUGCUCAAAGAUAAAAUGCCUGGGACAUUUUUGUUAAGAUUCAGUGAGAGCCAUCUUGGAGGCAUUACCUUCACCUGGGUGGACCACUCUGAAAACGGAGAAGUGAGAUUCCACUCCGUAGAACCCUACAACAAAGGGCGACUGUCAGCUCUGCCGUUCGCUGACAUCCUUCGAGACUACAAGGUUAUUAUGGCUGAGAACAUUCCUGAAAACCCUCUGAAGUACCUGUACCCUGACAUUCCCAAAGACAAAGCCUUCGGUAAACACUACAGCUCCCAGCCGUGUGAAGUUUCAAGGCCAACAGAACGGGGAGACAAAGGUUAUGUUCCUUCAGUUUUUAUCCCCAUUUCAACAAUCCGAAGUGAUUCCAUGGAGCCACAGUCUCCUUCAGACCUUCUCCCCAUGUCUCCGAGUGUAUAUGCUGUGCUGAGAGAAAACCUGAGCCCUGCCACAAUUGAAACUGCGAUGAAGUCUCCGUAUUCUGCUGAGUGACAGUGUAAAGUGACUCUUCAGAGAAGAGAGCAGAUGAAAAAGGAGACUAUUCUUCACCAAAGACCACAAUUUAUUUCUUCAGCUUUGUAAAUACGGGUUUCUAGAAAAUAGUAGAUGUCCGAAGCUUUCUUCUCACUAGGUGACACCCCCAACUGGGAGGUACUGUGACCAAAAUGCUAAAAACCAAAGCUUCUGCAAGAAAGACAGCUUUAAGAAACCAGUGUUAGUACCAAUAUAACAGAAGAGU
Cricetulus griseus (Chinese hamster) is the source of this 1177-nucleotide messenger RNA. NCBI's taxonomy places the organism in Eukaryota, Metazoa, Chordata, Mammalia, Rodentia, Cricetidae. The record is from RefSeq and is a predicted model, not a curated record.